ACACAAACACUCACACACUCACUCACUCCCCCACCCCUCCACCCACUAAUCCACGCACUCCCUCCACCACCCACGCGCUGUUCACGCGCCAGAGAAGUCGCACAACCCAGGACGCGAACACCCCCACCACCAUCCUCACCACCAUCCUCACCACCAACAUCACCAUCACCACCACCAUCACCAGCAUCAUCACGUCGGCAGGAGAGAGCCAUGAUGGCAGCAGGGGUGUUGGUGGUCCUCAUAGCCACCACGGCGGUGAUUGUGCAAGGCUUGUUCCUACGUCCCGACCAGGCCGAGGCCUUCCUGGGCCGCGUGCGCCGCGCGAACGACAAGGGCCUCCUGAAGCUGGAGGAACGUCGCCAGGGAGACCUGGAGCGGGAGUGUGUGGAGGAGAGCUGCUCGCACGAGGAGGCGAGAGAGGUGUUCGAGAACGUACCUGAGACGCGCGCGCUCCUCUGCACCCGCUUCGCUCUCCUCGUGAAGGUCCCCGACUCGAACCGUCGUCCUGCGCUUCAAUGA
Molecule: messenger RNA, 519 nt
Organism: Lethenteron reissneri (Far Eastern brook lamprey)
Lineage: Eukaryota; Metazoa; Chordata; Hyperoartia; Petromyzontiformes; Petromyzontidae
Product: coagulation factor X-like
Cellular component (GO): extracellular region
Molecular function (GO): calcium ion binding
Source: RefSeq, a predicted model, not a curated record